CUUCAGUUCGUAGUGGACGUUCGUGUCGUUCGGUUCGUUUUUAAACGCUAAUAGAAAGUGAUUUCAACUGUAGGAGCCUUUGGUGGCAAGAUUUCCCGCUCUUGGUUGGCCUGUUGAAAUAAUUUGCGAAUAAUUUAUUCGGCGAAAAUUUCGGUACUAGUGCGUGUCUAAUUUUUGAUUGAUUAGGUGCAAAGCCUUUGAUGUUCAGUGCGUUUAAGAAGAAGGAAACGAUAGCACAGACGAGCAUUUUUAAGUGUUGGAUGGAGCUGUGGUUUGACAUCAGAAGAUAAAUUAAACAGAUAUAGAGUGAAAAACAGUGACGAGAAAAAACCAUAAUUAGAAGAAUAUUGUGGAACCGAUAUAUGAAUAACGAAUACGAGUGGUAAUUAACAGAAACAAGUGCGCUUGACGAAACAAGUAUUGACCCGACAUAAACAUCUUCGCACUCGGUGAAGCGCGCGGCAAGUUCGCGUCAUAUCGGAACCUGACUCCGAAGUGGAUCCGACGGUCUCCCCGCCGCCCCAGACGUCGUCACCGUUACAACAGAACGCAACAACAGCGAGAAGGAAGUGCGCGGUCGUCGGUCCGUUGUUGAUGUGCCAAAAUCAGAGCAAGAGCGUGUCGAGGGUAAAAAAAGAUUCCUCCCCAAAAGCCAAAAAAUCUCCCCGCAGUCGAGUGUAUGCGCGCGCGUCGAUCAGCAGCCAAGCAGCUUGCGGUUCAGAACGUUGAUUCGCGUUUCAAGUGUGAUCGCCCGUGAAGAAGAAUCGAAGAAAUCGGUAAAUUAACGGUCAAGUGGAAGAAAAUUGCAUACGAAAGUGAGUGCCAGCAGAAUAAAGUUUCCUCGGAAGUGCAUCUUGAAUCGCGCGAGUGCCACCCCUCAUAGCACAAGAAGACGAGUGAUUUUAAUCGAAGGUUGUCGUCAUCGUGCGGUGAUCGAUCGUUUGCCGGCCAAGUGAAACAUUUGGCAGAUCCAGUAGUUAUAGGACUGACAGAGACAAAGCGUGUGGAAAAAUGUCCUCGUCGCCGCUGUUGACCAGCUACACUUUGCGCAUUCGAAGUGACACCAGCCCGGUGACGGCUACGGCCACAUUUACGCCCGUCAGUGGCAGUUGCGCCAGCUCGCUGAAGAAGCUGAGUCUGAACGACGCUUCCUCAGCGAGUACCAAUUCGGGCGAAUCAACGGAUCCGCUGGAGUCGGACUUUAGUGGAGAAGAGGAGGAAGAGGAGGAGGAGGAAGAGGAAGAGGAGGACAGUAGACGGUUCAGGACCAUAAAACAGGACGAGGACGAAGAGGACGAAGACGGAGAAGAAGAGGAGGAAGAAGAGGAAGACGUAGAAGAAGACCUACCAAAGUCAAGAAAGUUAGCCGAUAAAGACGUUGACCAGGACGACGGUGACGAAGACGAAGACGACGACAGUACUGAGAAUACCUCCACCACCAGUAGCAGCAUUGCACAGACAGCCAACAGUGACCUCAGACAGAAGAAUGGUCGAAGCCGAAACGCUUCCUCUGACGAUGAUACUCGGGACAGCGGCGAUAGUGACGAUGACUCUGACGAUAUAUCUGAUACGAAUAAUAAUAUCAGCGGAGUUCGUGGCAAACAACCGCGGCAGUAUGAUCUGGAUGAUUUUCAAAUACUGAAAACCAUAGGUACCGGCACGUUCGGAAGGGUAUGCCUGAGUCGGGACAAAGUGACAGACAAGUACUGGGCGAUGAAGAUCCUGGCGAUGGCGGACGUGAUACGGUUGAAGCAAAUCGAGCACGUCAAAAACGAGAAGAACAUCCUGCGCGAAGUUGACCAUCCGUUCGUUGUGAACAUGCGAUGGCACACCAAGGACGACUGCUGCCUGUACAUGCUGUUCGAGUACGUCAGCGGUGGGGAAUUGUUCUCGUACCUCCGGAACGCAGGACGGUUCGAUAACGCCACGUCGAACUUCUACGCCUGCGAGAUCGUCCUUGCACUGGAAUACCUGCACUCGCUCUCCAUCGUCUAUCGGGACCUGAAGCCGGAAAAUCUGCUCCUGGAUCGGGACGGGCACCUCAAAAUCACCGACUUUGGUUUCGCCAAAAAACUGAAAGACCGAACCUGGACGCUGUGCGGAACGCCCGAGUACCUGGCACCGGAAAUCAUCCAAUCCAAAGGUCACAACAAGGCCGUCGAUUGGUGGGCGUUAGGAGUUCUUAUCUAUGAAAUGGUCGUAGGGUAUCCACCUUUCUAUGACGAUAAUCCGUUUGGUAUUUACGAGAAGAUUCUCAGCGGGAAGAUUGAGUGGUCGCGGCACAUUGAGCCCAUUGCAAAGGAUCUGGUCAAGAAACUGCUGGUGCAGGACCGGACGAAGCGUUUGGGGAAUAUGAAGAAUGGAGCCGAUGAUAUCAAGAGGCACCGAUGGUUCAAGCAUCUUGACUGGGAUGUCGUCAUAAAUAAACAACUGAAGCCUCCAAUUGUGCCAAAAUUUGUAUUCGAGGGAGAUACCAGCAACUUCGACGACUACCCAGAAACGGACUGGAAAUCGGCCCGAUCACUCGACAAGGUUGAAAUGCAACUUUUCGAGGAUUUCUAAAAAUCCACAGCAACUACCUAAGUAAGAUGUUGUAUGCAUCCAAAUCCAUCAGAAGACUCCAAGAAAUCAGAAUGAGGUAUAUCAAGCAUUUGGAACUGUUUCAAAAAACUUGGAUACCAAAACGUUCAACAUGAAUAUUAAAAGUAUAUUUAUUAGAAGUAAGAAUCACGUAGAAAAGCUCUUUCCUGAAUAUUCAAUGGGAAAUAAGUGAGCAAACGUACUAAAAUAGCUUUAAAGAGUCCACUUAAGAUUAGAAAAAAUAUCAUUUGAAACUGGAACACUGAGAUAAGAAAAAAUCUGUUUCCAAAAGGAACAAAAGUUUUGUUGUAAAUACUUUUUCAUUGUUCAAACAUGAAAUAUGUUUUAACACCCAGUGAGACAUAAGGAGAAGAAAAUUUUCCCAAAUUUGAUUAGUAUGUAAUGGAAGUUUGAGUGAUUGACAAUGGCAGAUAGCAAAACGCUGAAUAUUAGGCAUUUCGUUCAAUUUACCUAACUUCGAACAUCAUUUUGAUCUAGGAUUAUAGUAAUUUGUUGGGAUUAUAUCCUUCCCUUUCCGGAUAAGUUAUUUACCCGAAUCAACAACCACAUUCACUGUGAUAGAGAGAGAGAAAGGUGAAACCUAUGUUUAUUUAAGGCUCUAUAAAUAUACUUUGCUUGCAGUUUGCAGUUGUUUCUAUGAAUUCCCAAAAAAAAAACCAAUUCGGAAUGCGAUAGAAAAAAAGGGCAUGAAAAAGGAGAAAAUGUUUGGAAAAGAGAUUUUCUUAUUGUUUUCAGUUAUAAUUUCAACUAUACUUAAAUUCUAUCUAGAAAAUCUUCGCUUUCAACCGGGCGUUGCAAUCAAGAAAUCUAGCCAUAUCUUGUUUUACUGUUUAUCGUCUCAACAAACGAAAAAAAAAAUACUUUUCUUUUAUUCUAGGAAGUAUCUAUUUAAAUUUUAUCGUAAGUGAUUUGUAAUAGUUUAAAACUUGUUAAUUUUAGAUGGUAAACAUUUGCGUUGUUCAAAUUGUUUUCGAAGUCUUCCGUUACCAGCACCCAUAACAAAAAUUGAGAAGAAAUGUUUCAUCUAAUAGUUUUUAUUUCGAGAACUUGUUAUCCAGAUGUGAAAUAAUUCAAGAAACUUGUGACCUAUUAAUUUAAUCACAGAAGAAGAAAAUACAUAUCUAUGUCACAUGACUCACAUAUUUCUAAAAUUAUUUUACCUCUAUAAGAGGUCAAUUUUUAGCAAAGCAAUGUUUGCAGAAAAAAACUGAUGGAAAUAACAUGUGUUAUGUGUUACAAAUAAAUGCUACACUGACAACAAUAUGGA
Messenger RNA from Armigeres subalbatus, 3868 nucleotides. RefSeq names its product cAMP-dependent protein kinase catalytic subunit PRKX (gene Pka-C3). The record is from RefSeq and is a predicted model, not a curated record. Gene Ontology annotation, biological process: peptidyl-serine phosphorylation; signal transduction. Gene Ontology annotation, cellular component: cAMP-dependent protein kinase complex; cytosol. The coding region runs from base 1012 to 2562 and encodes 516 amino acids. Lineage: Eukaryota; Metazoa; Arthropoda; Insecta; Diptera; Culicidae. Gene Ontology annotation, molecular function: cAMP-dependent protein kinase activity; ATP binding. The transcript has 9 exons.